Molecule: messenger RNA, 1236 nt
Organism: Calliphora vicina (urban bluebottle blowfly)
Lineage: Eukaryota; Metazoa; Arthropoda; Insecta; Diptera; Calliphoridae
Gene: Rab5
Product: RAS oncogene family member Rab5
Exons: 5
Coding region: 561-1223 (220 amino acids)
Cellular component (GO): endosome; Golgi apparatus
Molecular function (GO): GTPase activity; GTP binding
Source: RefSeq, a predicted model, not a curated record
UUUUUUCUCAAUUGUACAAUAAAAUUGCAAUUUCUUCGCUAAGUUACUAUUGUGUUUUUAAGCUAGUUGAAAAAAACAAGAAAAAUUACUAAUUGAAUUUUUCCCCAAGAAAAGAAACGAUUGGCCACUCAUUAGCAAAAAAAAUCUAAGUAAAUGCAAGUGUUUAAGCAAUAAUUAAUAAAAGUGAUAAAAGAAAGAAAUCAAAAGAAUUAAAACGCAAAAAAGAUCCAUUCACCAUUAAAACCAUUAAGUAGCAGUUAAAAGAAAAAACAAAACACGUGUGAUUAACCGUCCUCUAAGGAAUAAUUACCACACCAGCAUUAAUUUAAACAUUCUCAGCUCUAAAGAAUUCUUUUUUGUUUUUGUAUAUUUUCUUAUACGUCUCUAAUUUCUUUAUUAAGAAUUAAAAUUUCUUUUUUUUUAUAAGUAAAAAUCGUAUUUUUUGUUUGUUUGAACGAGAAAAAGAACACCAAACAAAAGAGAAAAUAAAAACUUAAACUUUCCAUUUAAAGAAAAAGAAAUAAAAACAAACUAAACCAACAACAAAAAACACAGCAAUAAUGGCAACAACACCACGUUCGGGUGGCUCGGCAGGCGGCACAGCUCAACGUCCCAAUGGUACAUCUCAAAAUAAAAGUUGCCAAUUUAAAUUGGUUUUAUUGGGCGAAUCGGCUGUGGGUAAAUCAUCGCUGGUCCUACGUUUCGUUAAGGGACAAUUUCACGAAUACCAAGAAAGCACGAUAGGAGCUGCAUUCCUAACACAAACCAUAUGUAUAGAAGACACAGUGGUUAAAUUUGAGAUAUGGGAUACUGCAGGACAAGAAAGAUACCACAGCUUAGCUCCCAUGUAUUAUAGAGGUGCGCAGGCCGCUAUUGUUGUGUAUGAUAUACAAAAUCAAGACAGUUUUCAACGUGCAAAGACCUGGGUCAAGGAACUGCAUAAACAAGCCUCACCUAAUAUUGUUAUUGCCUUGGCUGGUAAUAAAGCAGAUUUAUCAAAUAUACGUGUUGUAGAAUAUGAAGAAGCUAAACAAUAUGCCGAAGAAAAUGGUUUGUUAUUUAUGGAAACAUCAGCAAAAACUGGCAUGAACGUAAACGAUAUUUUCUUGGCUAUUGCUAAGAAAUUACCUAAAAACGACGGAGCCAAUAAUCAAGGUGCUGGUGCUGGUAGAAGACUAAAUGAAAAUGAAAAUAACCGACAGACGAACAAUUGCUGCAAGUGAUGUCUUUUUGUAG